GUCCAUCAAAAUCAAAGAAAUAAAACAAGGUUCCCUACUCCUUCCCUCGUCCCAAUUUGGGUGAAAUGAAAUUUCAUCUUUUGUUUGAAAACUUCUGACGUAAAAAAAGCUCAAGUUUUUGCUUGAAAACGUUGGCAAACGCAGACAGUUUUUACUCUUUACUGGCUUUAUCCUCAAUUUCUGUGUCUCCAAAGUUUCACAGGUCUAUCAAGUAAAAUGUCUGAAUCUGAGCAAACCCAAACCCAAAAUCCAGACCCCAAAACACCCGAGCCCAAGGUUCGAGCAGUUGGUGUCACUGAGUAUAGCUGGUGCAGAGCCGUGCCCGGUGGCACUGGCAUCACUGUCUUGUCCCUCCUCCUCUCUAAUGUCCCCGAUAUCUCAUUUCUUGAAGCACUCCUUUGCAGGCUCCAAGUUUCUCAUCCCAUCCUCCGUUCCAGGGUCCGCUUUGAUGCUUCCUGCAACACUUUUUACUUCGUAACGCCUUCUAACCCCCAUGUUCAAAUCCAAUCCUUUGACCUUCAAUCUACUUCUCACAUACUCCAAAGCUCCCUCGGCGAUUCCCACAUCGAUUCCCACCACGUUUUACUCGAGCACGAGUUGAAUAGGAACUCAUGGAACCGCACUGAUGGUGCUGGUGAUGGUGACCAAGCUGACUGGGAUGUCUUUUUCGUCAGCAUUUACACUAUAAGCGACACAAGGUGGUUUUUGGUGUUCCGGCUACACACGUCAGCUUGUGACCGCGCUGCCGCGGUGGGUCUGUUGAGGGAAUUAUUAGAGAUGGUGGGUGGCGGAAGAGCCAAGGCGGAGGAGGAGAUAGUGCAAGAAGUGGGGAUUGAAGAUUUGAUUCCUAGUGGUAAGGCUAACAAGCCUCUUUGGGCGCGUGGGGUUGACUUGCUUGGCUACUCCUUGAACUCUUUCAGGCUGGCGAAUCUCAACUUCAUUGAUGCUAAUUCGGCUCGGCACUCUCAGGUUGUGAGGUUGAAGAUGAACCCAGAUGAUACCGACAGGCUUGUUGCUGGCUGCAAAUCAAGGGGUAUUAAACUCUGUGGAGCCCUGGCAGCUGCUGGUAUGAUUGCAGCUCGGUCCACCAAACCCUUCCCUGAUCAUCAAAAGGAAAAAUAUGCUGUUGUAACACUCAUCGACUGUCGGUCAAUUCUCGAGCCAGUGCUCAGUAGCAAUCAUUUUGGAUUUUACCAUUCUGCAAUCCUGAAUACACAUGAUGUGACCGCCCUUGAUGAAGUAUGGGAGUUAGCAAACAGAUGUUAUACGUCCUUUUCCAAUGCCAAGAACAACAACAAGCAUUUCUCCGAUAUGAAUGACCUAAACUUCCUCAUGUGCAAGGCCAUUGACAACCCUGGAUUGACUCCAUCGUCAUCUAUGAGGACUGCCUUCAUGUCGGUUUUCGAAGACCCUGUGAUUGAUGAAUCCAACAAACUGCACAAAGAAAUUGGCCUAGUGGACUAUGUGGGGUGUUCUUCGGUUCACGGCAUCGGUCCAACCAUUGCCAUAUUUGACACCAUACGAGAUGGAUGUUUGGACUGCACGUGCGUGUAUCCUGCGCCACUGCAUUCCAGAGAACAAAUGCAACAAUUGAUAGAUUCAAUGAAAAGAAUUCUUGUAGACGGUAGUAUCAAUCUGCAGACUAAUAGCUAGUUUUUCUUGUUUCAUUCUCUGAAGAAUGUUUGCUCCAUGAACAAUUUCUGUACUGGUUUUGUUAUCGUAAAUGACAAAUGAAUAAGCCAUUCUGGGAUUGUUUUAACUUA
Messenger RNA from Gossypium raimondii (Peruvian cotton), 1763 nucleotides. RefSeq lists its product as uncharacterized. NCBI's taxonomy places the organism in Eukaryota, Viridiplantae, Streptophyta, Magnoliopsida, Malvales, Malvaceae. The record is from RefSeq and is a predicted model, not a curated record. The coding region runs from base 217 to 1653 and encodes 478 amino acids. The transcript has 3 exons.